Molecule: messenger RNA, 1946 nt
Organism: Carya illinoinensis
Lineage: Eukaryota; Viridiplantae; Streptophyta; Magnoliopsida; Fagales; Juglandaceae
Product: rust resistance kinase Lr10-like
Exons: 3
Coding region: 1-1836 (611 amino acids)
Biological process (GO): protein phosphorylation
Molecular function (GO): polysaccharide binding; protein kinase activity; ATP binding
Source: RefSeq, a predicted model, not a curated record
AUGGCAAGCUCCUGCGUCUUCUUCCUCUUCUUCUUCUUCUUUUUCCUUGCUUCCAUCGUAGAUGUCGGACAAUGCCAAAAUGGGUGUCCUGAAUUACGGUGUGGAGGACAAGGCCCAGCCGUCCGAUUUCCUUUCCGGCUUAAAGACCGCCACCCAAACCACUGUGGCUUUCCUGGGUUUCUUCUAUCCUGCACUGGUGCCAACGAAACGGUACUCGAGCUGCCCAUUUCUGUAAAGCUCUUCGUCAAAAAGAUCGACUACAAAUCUCGGGUAGUUAAAGUACAGGACCCAAAUCAUUGCUUUCCGAGGCAACUUCAGGGACUCGAUUUAUCUUCCUCGGAUUUCCAAUUCCAAGAAAGAAAUCUUCUGUCUUUUGCCUUAUUUAAUUGUUCCCAAGCAAAAACAGAAGAUGAGCGUCGGAUCUCCUGUCUUAGUUGCACUAGCCACCAAGUUUAUGCCGUGCUUAAUGGUGAACUCAUUACCGACUUGAUCGAGUCAUCAUCUUGUACAAAGAUUUAUAGUCUUCCAUCAAUUCCAUCUGAUUUAUUAUUCGGUGAUGAUGAUAUUCGUCACUUUAAGUGGUCUAUACCAGACUGCCGAUACUGUGACGUGGAAGGCAAGAAUUGCAAAAUGAAGAAUACGGGCACGAGCACUCGAUCAGAGAUUGUGUGCGUCCCCAAAAACCCUAAAGGUGCAUUGACGAAAAAAGUGAUUACUGGUGUCAUCUUAGGUUCAUUUCUGUUAGCAUUAGCUGUCUUUGCUCUCUACCGUUUCUAUAGUUAUGAUAAAAUAGAGAAAGAAUAUCGAGUGAAGAUCGAAAUGUUUUUGGAGGACUACAGAAAUUUCAAGCCCACAAGAUACUCAUAUGCUGAUAUUAAAAGGAUUACAAAUCAACUUACUGAAAAAUUGGGUGAAGGAGCCUACGGAACAGUCUUCAAAGGAAAGCUUUCUGAUGAAAUCCAAGUUGCGGUAAAGAUCUUGAACGCUUCCAAAGGAAAUGGAGAAGAAUUCAUAAACGAAGUGAGAACAAUCGGUACGAUUCACCAUGUUAAUGUGAUUCGUUUGAUUGGAUUUUGCGCCGAUGGAUUUAGAAGAGCUCUAGUUUACGAGUUCUUACCGAAUGGCUCGUUAGAGAAGUUCAUAUCUUCCGCGGAUGCCAAAAACAAUUUCCUUGGUUGGGCAAAGUUGCAAAAUAUUGCUCUUGGCAUAGCGAGAGGUAUUGAAUAUCUGCACCAAGGGUGUGACCAACGAAUCCUCCAUUUUGAUAUCAAACCCAGUAACGUUUUGUUAGAUCAAAACUUCAAUCCAAAAAUCUCUGAUUUUGGUCUCGCAAAAAUAUGUUCUAAGGAUCAAAGUAUGGUGUCUAUGACCAAUGCCAAAGGGACUGUAGGUUAUAUUGCACCCGAAAUGUUCUCUAGAAAUUUUGGAAACGUGUCUUAUAAAGCAGAUGUUUAUAGCUUCGGAAUAUUGCUGCUUGAAAUGGUUGGGGGCAAGAAAGUUGUUGAUGUUACAAUGGAGAACACUAGCCAAGUUUACUUUCCAGAGUGGAUCUACAAUCUCUUAGAACAAAAAGAGGACUUAAGAAUUUUUAUUGAAGAUGGUGGAGAUGCUAAAAUUGCGAAGAAACUUGCAAUUGUGGGACUUUGGUGUAUUCAAUGGCAUCCGAUUGAUCGUCCUGCUAUGAAAGUUGUGAUUCAAAUGUUAGGAGGAGGAGAAGAGUUAAACAUGCCCCCUAAUCCCUUUACCUUCAAGGAUCCUAUAGAUAUCAAUGCAAGGAUGCCUACAAAAUAUUUAAGCCAGGGGUUAGAAGUCAUCCCAGAAUCAGAGGUAAACUGAAAGUUUGCUAUGAAGAAAUUUAAACCGUGUCAUACUCGAGCAUUGUUGCUAUUAAUUUUGCAAUCAUUAUAGGGGAUUCAUGAGCAACACAAGCACAACCCAAUUCAACA